GAGAGGCGUGGCGGUGGUUGGCAGAGUCGUGUGUGUGCGGGGCUCGGGGCUGGUGCCGGCGGAGGCGGAGGCCUCGUCCGGUCCUGAGCGUCCCGGCCGUCCGGCCCGCCCUGCCCUGCCCUGCCCUGCCCGCCCCCGGCCGCCCCAAGGAGCCCCGGCCGAGCAGGGCGGACCCCGCCCGGGGGACCAGCAGCAGGAGGAGGAGGAGGAGGAGGCCGCCGCGGGACCGGGCUCGGGCGCGGCUCCCGGACUCGUCCUCCGGGGCAAGCCGGCGGCGGCGGCCCCGGCCCGUGCCCUCCCUCCCUCCCUCCGUCUGUCCGUCCGUCCCGGCUGCGCCAUGGCGGCGGCAGCGGCGGCCCAACAACCCGGCGGCGGCAGCGGCGGCGGAGAGCUUGGCGGUUAUCAGCAGUUGCAGAACGAGGAGGAAUCUGGCGAGGCGGAACAAGCGGUCAAUGAUGCGCCUCCACCAUACAGCAGCAUCUCGGCAGAGAGCGCUGCUUAUUUCGACUACAAAGAUGAGUCGGGGUUUCCAAAGCCCCCUUCCUAUAACGUGGCCACAACCCUGCCUACUUACGACGAGGCUGAAAGAACUAAAGUCGAAGCCACCAUCCCCUUGGUUCCAGGAAGGGAUGAUGACUUUGUGGCCCGAGAUGAUUUUGAUGAUGCUGACCAGCUGCGGAUAGGAAACGAUGGGAUUUUCAUGUUAACUUUUUUCAUGGCGUUCCUCUUUAACUGGAUCGGGUUUUUCCUGUCUUUCUGCCUGACCACCUCAGCUGCAGGUAGAUAUGGCGCCAUUUCAGGGUUUGGCCUGUCUCUGAUCAAGUGGAUCCUGAUCGUCAGGUUUUCCACCUAUUUCCCGGGUUACUUUGAUGGGCAGUACUGGCUCUGGUGGGUUUUCCUCGUAUUAGGCUUUCUCCUGUUUCUCAGAGGAUUUAUCAAUUAUGCAAAGGUUCGGAAGAUGCCAGACACCUUUUCAACCCUUCCCAGGACCAGAGUUCUCUUUAUAUACUAAAGAUGUUUUCUGGCAAAUGCCUUCCUGCCUUUACGAAUUCCCCCCAAGAAGCAACAGGACACGGGCAGGAAGUGAAUCAAGAUUCCGAACCCAGAAGAACAAAUAAUCACCUGCUUUAAAAAAAAAAAAAAAAAAAGGAAGUACUGUUGAAGAAGAACAUUUCUCUCUCCCUAUCUCGCUCUCUCUCCCUCCCUCUCUCUCUCUCUCUCUCUCUCUCUCCCUCUCUCUCUCUCUCUCUAUUGGUGUACCAUUUUAAUAGUUACUGCAGAAAUCUGUAAUCAUUAAAUCAUUAGUGGCUAAUGUUUGAGGAAGCUAUCUCGCAAUUCAGUCUGUGAUGUACUAAUGCCUUAUACAAUAUAUUGUUUGUAGUCAUUUAAAUGGCAUGAGCAGAGCCCCUGUUAGUCAGUAGGGGGCGGGCUUGCUUUAUUCAUUCUCCAUCUUUCAGUGAACUGGGGAUUCCAUAUUUGAGUGUAAGAUAUGUUUCAAUGCUGGCCAUUUGGAAGGGGUGUUCUCAAAAGUUGGAAAAACUUCGGUUACAACUGCGUUUCUGCACAGGAGAUGUAUUUGCCGUUGAAAAUAAAUCUCUAAAUCUAGUCCAUUGUGCUGCGUCUACACCUAGAAGCAGAAUCAAUGCAAAAAUCCACAAGGUAAAGUCAGGCACGAUGGUUCUUACUCGGAAGGAAGCACGAAAGUGGUUGUUUUUGAGAGUUAUUACUGUAAAGUUUGCAGUGUUUUAACUUCUGUACUGCCUACUUUGGAAUUUCAUAAGCAUUUUCACUGUGUGCAGGGGUGGCAUCAAUGACAGAUCACAAAAUUACUGUCACUCUUUCGAUCUCUCUCUCAAAACCGUUUCUGUUGUGCUGGUCUUUUGGCAAAAAAGGGGAAUUGGUUUUGGGACUUUUGAGGUGAUCGCUAACAAAACUGAACCGCAGUAGUUGGUUUUCUAAGGUGUUUGCAGAUGAUCCCUUACAGAACUGAACUAUUCACCUUUAUAAUGUGUUAGCAGGAACUCUAAGAUGCGGUUACAAGUAUAGACUGAUGUACACUUUUGUGCUUUCUGCCAAGUGGUAAUUCACCUUGAAGUUUUACUAUGUUAAAACUGUAAAUAUAGCAGAACGUGAAUAAAUGUCACUUAUGGUA
Tachyglossus aculeatus (Australian echidna) is the source of this 2152-nucleotide messenger RNA. It is a transcript of the gene NDFIP1, whose product is annotated as Nedd4 family interacting protein 1. Gene Ontology annotation, biological process: ubiquitin-dependent protein catabolic process; positive regulation of protein ubiquitination; metal ion transport. The transcript is spliced from 8 exons. The coding region runs from base 338 to 1012 and encodes 224 amino acids. The record is from RefSeq and is a predicted model, not a curated record. Gene Ontology annotation, molecular function: WW domain binding. Lineage: Eukaryota; Metazoa; Chordata; Mammalia; Monotremata; Tachyglossidae. Gene Ontology annotation, cellular component: perinuclear region of cytoplasm; Golgi apparatus; endoplasmic reticulum.